Messenger RNA from Schistosoma guineensis, 2919 nucleotides. The record is from the annotation of a GenBank genome assembly. Lineage: Eukaryota; Metazoa; Platyhelminthes; Trematoda; Strigeidida; Schistosomatidae.
GAAAAAGGCGCGAACUUUAACUUGGAUCAGUCACGUGGCCAUAGCUACUCAGCACGUUAGUUCAUUUAGGUUUGUGUGGUACAACAGACGUGUAUUUCUUUCUUAUUAUGGACUCAUUUCCCAAGAAGAAAAAUAGCAUUUGAUGUGUUAUAACGUGCAAGAACCUCUGGUUAAAUGUAUCGCGCUAACGCGACGAUCUGUCCUGUGAAAUGAUAGUUUGGGCGAGUAUUGCUAAUUAUGGUGAGAUCUUUCUUUUCUGUACUUGCAGUGAGUAAUAACCAGGAGAGUUGUUCAUUGAAAUGACUUAAUUAUAAGUUGAUUUAUUACCAAGUUUUUAUGCAGUAUCAGUAUGUCUUCAGUAACAAGGAUAGUAGGUUGGUAGACACUUGUCAAUCAUUGUAGCAUAUUUACCAGAGAAAAUCCAACUUCUCCUUAAAAGUGUUCACUGGUUUGGCUGGUACUAGUUCCUAGGGUAAGGCCUUUCAGUCAUUUAACCACCUGGUGAGAAAAGCGCAACCCCACCUUGUGUUUUUCAGAUCACAGUUCCGAAUCUUCUUGCUAUGGCAUCAAAAAUAACUUGUUCCGAAAAGCGAAAAAAGAUUGGACUUGUUGGCACCGAGAUGAUUGAUAAUAUAGGAUGUCAAUAUAAAGUCAUUUCGAGUUCUACGAUUAGAGGAAAACCGUCGAACGUUUAGGCGUUCAUCGUUGGAUUUUGGAAAAACCGACUUCUGACCUUGUUCCCAAACGUUAAACACGCUCGAGUGUGUCGGUAUCGUUCGUAAGACAUGAAUCAAGUGGUUGGAUCCUGUAGUACAACGGUGGUUUUACUUUGAUGGUGUAAAUUCGUAAGACCUUGUCAAAGCAUUUGAGCGUCCAGGCAUCACUCACAUCCGGACUCUCUCAAUAAUGAUACUUCGUUGGAAGUUUACCGGAGCGAGGAACCUCGAUAAUUUGUAUGUUCAGCUUAUAUUGGUGCCCGCAAUUGUCUUUCCUCAAACCAUGUUUAUUUGUCACUUGUAUCUGCAAACUCUUUCACUUCGUUUGGUGUUCAAGGCGAUAGUACUACUUCGCAGGAAUCCUCCCAUGGUCUCAAUAAACAGGAGUCAGUAACUCGAUAGAGAAACUGGCAGCCAUCGUCAUACUUCGGUUAGAUCGCAAAUUAAGACCUUUCAGUUUCUCGUAUGGCUCCUUCAAACCGUAUAAGGGUCUAGGCACGUAGUUUUCCUGUUCAUUACAUUAUGUGAACAUCACUAGUGUUUAGUUCUGGUUUUUUGUGUCACAAGAUACUUACGUCUUUUUUCACAUCCUAUGUUUAUGUUUCAUCCUACAUACACUAGAUUUGGCUGUCGAUUUUACAACUUCUAGGGGUUUGACACGUCCCAUAUUCAUCUGCUGGAAAUAAUUCUUCAGGCGAUUCGUGAAUCUGUUCUCUAAUCAUGCCGAAACCACCGUUUAAAGUUGCCGACAUCAGUUUAGCGGAUUGGGGUAGAAAGGAAAUCAAGUUAGCAGAGAAUGAAAUGCCAGGGCUUAUUAUGAUGAGGCAAAUGUAUGGCAAAGAAAAGCCACUCACUGGAGCUAGGAUUGCUGGAUGUCUUCAUAUGACUGUUCAGACUGCAGUUUUAAUUGAAACAUUAGUCGAACUGGGAGCAUCGGUUCAAUGGUCAUCCUGCAACAUUUUUAGCACACAAGACCAUGCUGCUGCAGCCAUUGCAAAGACGGGCGUUCCAGUUUACGCGUGGAAAGGUGAGACCGAUGAGGAGUACACUUGGUGUAUAGAGCAAACUUUAAUAUUUCCUGAUGGUUUACCUUUAAACAUGGUGUUAGACGAUGGUGGUGAUCUUACAUCUCUUGUUCACGAGAAACAUCCUGAAUAUCUUGAAGGCAUAAGAGGCAUAACAGAGGAAACCACAACUGGUGUUCGGAAUCUUUAUAAGAUGUUUUCCAGUGGUCGACUAAAAUGUCCGGCCAUCAACGUUAACGACUCUGUUACUAAGAGCAAAUUCGACAAUCUCUAUGGUUGCCGUGAAUCGUUGGUUGAUGGAUUAAAAAGAGCCACUGACAUCAUGCUUGCAGGAAAGGUAGCAUUAGUCGCAGGUUAUGGAGAUGUUGGUAAAGGGUGUUCUCAAGCUCUUCGUUCUUAUGGCGCGCGUGUACUUAUAACAGAAGCCGAUCCAAUCAAUGCUUUACAGGCUGUUAUGGAGGGUUACGAAGUAACAACAAUGGAAGAUGGUGCGAAAAGAGCGAAGAUAUUUGUUACUGCCACUGGUUGUGUAGAUAUAAUUUCUGGUGAGCAUUUCUCAGAAAUGAUGGACGAUGCGAUUGUCUGUAAUAUUGGCCACUUUGAUACUGAAGUCGAUGUUAAGUGGCUCAAUGAAAAUUGUGUCAGUAAAGAAUCAAUCAAACCUCAAGUUGAUCGUUACACAUUAAAAAAUGGAAGACAUAUUAUUCUACUUGCAGAAGGUCGCCUAGUAAAUCUAGGCUGUGCUCAUGGUCAUCCUAGUUUCGUAAUGUCAAACUCUUUUACAAAUCAGGUACUAGCACAGAUUGAGCUAUGGACAAAACCCGAUCAGUAUCCAGUUGGCGUCCAUUUUCUCCCUAAAAAGUUGGAUGAAGCUGUUGCUGCCGCUCACUUGGAACAGUUAGGUGUCAAACUAACAAAAUUAACCAAAAAGCAAGCUGAUUAUCUGGGUGUACCAGUUGACGGACCAUUCAAGGCGGAACACUAUAGAUAUUAAAUUUAAGUUACUUGAUUUGUAAAAUAUGUCAAUUUUUAUGUAUCAUAAUCUAAUGAACUGUUAUUACUCUAAAAUACAGAUGCGUUGGAAAAAAGUAUUACUUGUUUAAAAUAGUAAAUCUCCUGAACACAUUAAGAACUUUGUUAAUUGUUUUAUGUGCAUGAAGGUUCACUUCGUAUGUCAG